This is a messenger RNA of Laetiporus sulphureus 93-53, 1335 nucleotides long. RefSeq lists its product as uncharacterized. The coding region runs from base 1 to 1335 and encodes 444 amino acids. Lineage: Eukaryota; Fungi; Basidiomycota; Agaricomycetes; Polyporales; Laetiporaceae. The transcript has 7 exons. The record is from RefSeq and is a predicted model, not a curated record.
AUGUCAGCCGGUAACAUCAACAUCCUACUUCACCUCUGGGCUGCCCAUGUUAUGAAGCACGGCAAUGAAGCACCGUUUCGGAAUGCCGAGGAACUGUAUCAUCUCAUCGACUCUACAGAGGUCGGUGAUGUGAAAUGGCAAAGUUUUACAUUGAGCUACCAGGAGAAUUCUGCAAUGAUGAACGCCAGCUCAGGGACUUCAUGUCAGGAUGCUAUCGCGGAGGACCAGAAGAUGCAUGGUGCAUCAUUUGUCCCAAUUAUCCUCGGAAGCGAUAAGACCACCGUCUCUGUAGCCACUGGUCAAAAUGAAUACUACCCGCUGUACAUGAGCAUUGGUAACCCGCAUAAUAAUGUGCGACGUGUGCAUCGUGACACUGUUGCAUUGAUCAGUUUUCUGGCAAUUCUGAAGACUGAUAGAAGAUACACGAAUGACCCGGACUUCCGGAAAUUUCGCCGUCAGCUGUUCCAUACAUCACUAUCACACAUACUGAAGAGUUUGAAGCCCGGGAUGACCAUCCCUCAAGUCGUUCGCUGUUCAGACGGACAUUUCAGGCAUGUUUUAUAUAGACUUGGGCCUUAUAUUGCAGAUUAUCCAGAGCAAGCACUGCUAGCCUGCAUCAUACAAGGCUGGUGCCCAAAGUGCACAGCAUCAAAGAUGGACCUUGAUGGCGGUGCAAAUGGACGACACUCGUGUAAACAUACUGAGUUGCUUGUCAGAGAGUUUGAGCUGGGUGAACUUUGGGCAGACUAUGGCAUCAUCGGAGACAUAGUGUUGAUCAAGAGGACCUUCAAAGAUCAUCUCGUGGACUGGGUCAAACAGUACUUUUCGAUCACGCAUGGCAAUGCUCAGGCAAAGGUGUGGCUCCCUGCAAUUGUUGGAUAUGUCCCUCCAGACAUGAUUCGGGCAAUUCGAGCAUUUCUCAAGUUCUGUUACAUAGCACGUUGCAACGUAUAUGUGCCAACAAACCUGGAAGCACUGGAAGAUGCAUUGACUCGCUUCCAUCAGUACCGCAUCAUCUUCGAGAAGUGGGGUGUUUGCAUCGAUGGCUUCUCUCUUCUGAGACAGCAUUCGCUCAAGCACUAUAAAUGCCUCAUCUGGGAAUACGGCACACCAAAUGGAUUGUGCACGUCAAUCACCGAAUCAAAGCACAUCACAGCUGUCAAAGAACCGUGGUGGCAGUUCAAUCGCUAUAAUGCUCUGGGGCAGAUGCUAUUGACAAAUCAGCGUCUUGACAAGCUUGCUGCAUCACAUGUCGACUUCUCCGAUCAUGGAUUACUAGAGGGUUCCUGCCUAUCUGCGGAACAUGAAAGUCUACGUGAGAGGUUUGAUGAUUGA